AGACGGCAGAGAACUGCAGUGGAUAAAACCGCGCGCACAACCGGCAGAAAAUCACUUUGAGCUCCUCCGUCGCGCAACUAGUGCGGGAAAAAAAAGCCUCGUCAAGCUGUGUUAUUUUUUCUCAUAAGCAGUAAAGUCACCACCCAAACUAAGUCACCAUGGAAGACGAAAUUGCCGCACUGGUUGUUGACAACGGUUCCGGUAUGUGCAAAGCCGGUUUCGCUGGAGAUGAUGCUCCCCGAGCUGUCUUCCCAUCCAUCGUUGGACGCCCAAGACAUCAGGGCGUCAUGGUUGGCAUGGGACAGAAGGACAGCUAUGUUGGUGAUGAGGCCCAGAGCAAGAGGGGUAUCCUGACCCUGAAGUACCCAAUCGAGCACGGCAUUGUUACCAACUGGGAUGACAUGGAGAAGAUCUGGCAUCACACCUUCUACAAUGAGCUGCGUGUUGCCCCUGAGGAGCACCCCGUCCUGCUCACAGAGGCUCCCCUGAACCCCAAGGCCAACAGAGAGAAGAUGACCCAGAUCAUGUUUGAAACCUUCAACACCCCAGCCAUGUACGUUGCCAUCCAGGCUGUGCUGUCCCUGUACGCCUCUGGUCGUACCACUGGUAUUGUGAUGGACUCUGGUGAUGGUGUCACCCACACUGUGCCCAUCUACGAAGGUUAUGCCCUGCCCCACGCUAUCCUGCGUCUGGACUUGGCUGGUCGUGACCUGACUGACUACCUCAUGAAGAUCCUGACCGAGAGAGGCUACAGCUUCACCACCACAGCCGAGAGAGAAAUUGUCCGUGACAUCAAGGAGAAGCUCUGCUACGUCGCCCUGGACUUCGAGCAGGAGAUGGCCACCGCUGCUUCCUCUUCCUCCCUGGAGAAGAGCUAUGAGCUGCCCGAUGGUCAGGUCAUCACCAUCGGAAACGAGCGUUUCAGGUGCCCCGAGGCCCUGUUCCAGCCAUCCUUCUUGGGUAUGGAAUCCUGCGGUAUCCAUGAGACCACCUUCAACUCCAUCAUGAAGUGUGACGUUGACAUCCGUAAGGACCUGUACGCCAACACUGUACUGUCUGGCGGUACCACCAUGUACCCUGGCAUUGCAGACAGAAUGCAGAAAGAAAUCACAGCCCUGGCACCUAGCACAAUGAAAAUCAAGAUCAUUGCCCCACCUGAGCGUAAAUACUCUGUCUGGAUCGGAGGCUCCAUCCUGGCCUCUCUGUCCACCUUCCAGCAGAUGUGGAUCAGCAAGCAGGAGUACGAUGAGUCCGGGCCUUCCAUCGUCCACCGUAAAUGCUUCUAAACAGACUGUUACCACUUCACACGCCGACCUUUAAUUGCGCAGAGGGAAAAAAAACAAAACAAACAACAAAUUGGCAUGGCUUUUGUUAUUUUUGGCGCUUGACUCAGGAUUUAAAAACUGGAACGGUGAAGCUGAUGGCAAUGGGUGUUUUUUUUUUGUUUGUUUGCAAAUGAGCAUCCCCGAAGUUCUACAAUGCAUCAGAGGACUUAAUGUACAUUUCAUUUUUUUUUUUUUUUUUGUCAUUCCAAAUGUUAAGUGCAUUGUUCAGAAACUUAUUUGCCUCUAUGAAGGCCGCCCAGCAAUUGGGAGCACAUUAAAGAAAAGGGGGGAGGGGGGGAGGGAAACCUUGCUCAUAUGUAAAUUAUGUAACUGAAAAACAAUGUCUAGGUUUUUAUUUCAGCCUUAAAUUCUUGGUCCUGUAUCUUGAUUUAUGCAAAAACAAAGCUUUACCUUUAUACAUAAAGAUAAAGGUUUACAUCCCCCCCGGGCGUACGUAAAUGAGCCGUAGAGAGAGUUGAGGUGUCAGUAGUUUUGGGGCUUAUCUGUACACUGACUAAUACAAUUCAAAUAAAGUGCACAUGUUUAAGACCGUAA
This is a messenger RNA of Acipenser ruthenus (sterlet), 1880 nucleotides long. It is a transcript of the gene actb1, whose product is annotated as actin, beta 1. Lineage: Eukaryota; Metazoa; Chordata; Actinopteri; Acipenseriformes; Acipenseridae. The record is from RefSeq and is a predicted model, not a curated record. The transcript has 6 exons. Bases 159 to 1286 code for a protein of 375 amino acids.